AUGUCGACAGACAAUCCUACAUUUCGACCAUCAGAACGAGAUGCGAAAGGGACGACUCGGAUACCGGGUCAUCCCGAUGACCCUUCAAGCAUUCUUGACACGAUCGAUCGCGCUCCAACAGCCGCGACCAGGCUGUUAGAAGAAAUGGUCGAGUCGCAGCACAAAUCCAUUCGUUCUCUUCAAGCAGACCUCAACGCACACUCUGCUGCUCGAACAGUUACAAAACCUGAGUCAAGCUCAACAUCAAGCACUGCACCUCCGACAUCCGCUGAAGAUGCUCUGCCGUUUCGGAAUCUAAAAGAGUUAAAUCGUCAUCGUCGCGCAAUGCAGAGAGCCGCUCGUCAAGGAACACAUUUAUCACAUACAUACGAUCCAUCCACAAUUCUUCGCCGGCCUCCCACAGUGGAGGAUCUCACUCUGCCUAUGUUGCUUGCCAAUCAGACCCAUCUCGGUCAUCAUACGUCGCUCUGGAACCCCUCGAAUAGUGGCUACAUAUUUGGCAUAAGAGACGGUAUUCACAUCAUCUCAUUAGAUAUUACUUACGCAUACCUGAAGCGUGCGGCAAAAGUGGUCCAAGCGGUGGCAGAACGAGGCGGGAUCAUCCUCUUCAUCGGGACGCGCAAGGGCAUGGAGGAUAUAAUUGUCAACUCUGCAAGAUUGGCGGAAGGUUACCACAUCUUCCACCGAUGGGUCCCGGGUGCUCUAACGAAUGGGCAGCAAAUCCUUGGAGAUUGUGGCGUCAAAGUGGUCGACAUUCACGACAAUGAAAUACCUCAAUACGACGAUAUCUUGUCGAGAGGCUACCAUCAGGUCAUGCGCCCAGAUCUCGUGAUCUGCAUGAACCCGAUCGAGAAUCAAGUUUGCCUGCACGAAUGUGGGAUAUUCAAUGUACCUACCAUCGGAGUCAUUGACACAGAUGCGAACCCGACCUGGGUAACCUAUCCGAUACCGGCAAACGAUGAUUCCCUCCGAUCCAUUUCUCUCAUCGGUGGUGUGCUGGGCAACGCAGGCAAGGAAGGGCAAAGAUUGAGGAAACUGAGGGCGGCAACGGCAGGAAAGGCCACGUAUGACACGAGCGUGCUGCAGGAUAGACUGGUUGCUCUGGAGGAAAUGGCCGCCUUGGAUGUGCAGAGAGGCGAUGGUGAGAGUGCUGAUGCAAACUGA
Cladophialophora psammophila CBS 110553 is the source of this 1164-nucleotide messenger RNA. Its product is annotated as small subunit ribosomal protein S2. The transcript has a single exon. Gene Ontology annotation, cellular component: mitochondrial small ribosomal subunit; ribosome. The record is from RefSeq and is a predicted model, not a curated record. NCBI's taxonomy places the organism in Eukaryota, Fungi, Ascomycota, Eurotiomycetes, Chaetothyriales, Herpotrichiellaceae. Gene Ontology annotation, biological process: translation. Bases 1 to 1164 code for a protein of 387 amino acids. Gene Ontology annotation, molecular function: structural constituent of ribosome.